AUGGGUGGAAUCUAUUUGCUAACAGCACAGGGCAAUGCAGUGGUCACUGUUGCUGGUGGUUCCUCAGCCGGCCGGAUUGCCAACAAGACUUAUGAUCCAUCAACAAACAGACUCACAGCUUUUGUCGUUAUACCUCAAGGUGCAUCACAAAUCAUGUUGAGUUUUGUUAAUACUAGUGGUCAUGGUGUACAAAAUAUAACUCUUUUACAACCAAAUUAUGAUCUAACAUCGCAAUCAAAUAUAACAAAUUUAAUGCUAACACAUCUAUCACGUUUCAGCAUAAUACGCUUUAUGGAUUGGAUGGCGACAAAUAAUAAUCCAGAUGUCAACUGGAACGACAGUACGCCUCUGUGGUGGCCACAAUAUACAACACCGAAGCAUAAUCCGUGGGACACAAUACCAUACAUUGUUAAUAAAUUUAUUACACCUGUUGAUAUUUGGAUCAAUAUACCGUUCGGUGCCACUGAUGAUUACGUCCUUCAAGUUGCACAACUAAUGUUAAAUCAGCUCAAUCCGUCGAUCAAUAUUUAUGUGGAAUACUCAAAUGAAGUGUGGAACUACAUCUUCACACAAGCAUCGGCUAACCUUCGUGACGCUAAUGUUUCUGUUCUUAAUCAAGGUGACCCAUUACACUUAGCUUAUGAUAAUAAUACUAACGUUGGUUACUGGGCUUUCCGACGAACAGCAUCGCAAAUAAAGCGCAUAUCUGAUCUAUUUAAAACUGUUUUCGGCCAGCAAAAUGUAGGACCAUGGAAACGCAUUCGACCAAUACUAGCAGGUCAAAGCACAAAUCCAAUUGUUAUUACACAAGGUUUAGACUACAUCAGUAAUGUUUAUGGACCACCAUCCAACUAUUUACAUGGGAUUGCUAUUGCACCCUAUUUUGAUUUAGCACAAUAUAAAACAUGGUCAAAUCUGACAACAGAUCAAGUUAUUGAUGGUCUCAAUUCGAGUAUACAAACCUAUUUGCCUGAGCAAGGGUGGAGUGUAACAGGACCAAUUGGUGUACAUGGAACAUAUGCCGCAUGGUAUGGAUUGGCCGUGCAUGGUUACGAAGGAGGUCCAGAUACUGCAUCUGGAUGUGGCAGUUGUUCAUUGCAAGCAAAAAUAAAUGCAACUCGUGAUGGUCGUAUGACCAAUUUAUGUACACAAUUUUUAAAUGGUUGGUAUCGGUAUGGAUUUCAACCACUGAAUUGUUCAAUUCCAUUAACAUUCGGUAUACCUAUUCCAUCAUAUAAUGUCAAUUCAACUAAUUUUAUGAAUCAUCGCGUGCCAUAUACAGAUCCAUGGCUAAGAAAUUUAGGUCCAAAUUCCACAUUCUAUUAUCCAUUACAAAUACUUCAAUCACCAAUGACAAUUAAUGUAACUGUUUAUGUAGCCGGUAAUUCUGGAACAUUAGAAGCAUCAAUUAAUAACGCAGACUUUAUCCAAGUACGAACACCAUCCACUGGUAAUUAUACAAAUUUUCAACCAGCCCCUAUAUUUCAAUUUACUAUAACAAAAACAGUUAUACCAUCGAUUGUAACGCUUCGUUUAAAAAACAUUAUCAACGGGUAUUCUAUUCUUGGUUUUGAUGUUACAUCGUGGUCGCCCACAACCACCACCACCGUUGCAUCGACAAGUUAG
Molecule: messenger RNA, 1626 nt
Organism: Didymodactylos carnosus
Lineage: Eukaryota; Metazoa; Rotifera; Eurotatoria; Philodinida; Philodinidae
Source: the annotation of a GenBank genome assembly